Globicephala melas (long-finned pilot whale) is the source of this 4466-nucleotide messenger RNA. RefSeq names its product estrogen receptor 1 (gene ESR1). The record is from RefSeq and is a predicted model, not a curated record. NCBI's taxonomy places the organism in Eukaryota, Metazoa, Chordata, Mammalia, Artiodactyla, Delphinidae. Gene Ontology annotation, biological process: estrogen receptor signaling pathway; regulation of transcription by RNA polymerase II; cellular response to estrogen stimulus. Gene Ontology annotation, cellular component: chromatin; nucleus. Gene Ontology annotation, molecular function: nuclear estrogen receptor activity; nuclear receptor activity; zinc ion binding.
GGCACAUGUGAGCACAUUCUUUCCUUCAUUCUCACUGUCUCAGCCCUUGACUUCUACAAGCCCAUGGAACGUUUCUGGAAAGACGCUCUUGAUCCAGCAGGGUGGCCGGUCGGCUGCUGAGCCCUCUGCCGCGGGGGUAGACGGUUUGCGCCUUGCCCGCGGCCACUGACCAUGACCAUGACCCUGCACACCAAAGCGUCUGGCAUGGCCCUGCUGCACCAGAUCCAAGCCAACGAGCUGGAGCCCCUGAACCGCCCGCAGCUCAAGAUCCCCCUGGAGCGGCCCCUGAGCGAGGUGUACGUGGACAGCAGCAAGCCCGCCGUGUACAACUACCCCGAGGGCGCCGCGUACGACUUCAACGCCGCGGCCGCCGCCUCCGCGCCCGUCUACGGCCAGUCGGGCCUCGCCUAUGGCCCCGGGUCCGAGGCGGCCGCGUUCGGCGCCAGCGGCCUGGGGGGUUUCCCGCCGCUCAACAGCGUGUCUCCGAGCCCGCUGGUGCUCCUGCACCCGCCGCCGCAGCUCUCGCCCUUCCUGCAUCCCCACGGCCAACAGGUGCCCUAUUACCUGGAGAACGAGCCGAGCGGCUAUGCGGUGCGCGAGGCCGGCCCUCCCGCCUUCUACAGGCCAAAUUCAGAUAAUCGGCGCCAGGGUGGCAGAGAGAGAUUGGCCAGCACCAGUGACAAGGGAAGCAUGGCCAUGGAAUCUGCCAAGGAGACUCGCUACUGUGCAGUGUGCAAUGACUAUGCCUCAGGCUACCAUUAUGGAGUUUGGUCUUGCGAGGGCUGUAAGGCCUUCUUCAAGAGAAGUAUUCAAGGACAUAAUGACUACAUGUGUCCAGCUACCAACCAGUGCACGAUUGAUAAAAACAGGAGGAAGAGCUGUCAGGCCUGCCGGCUACGCAAGUGCUACGAAGUGGGCAUGAUGAAAGGGGGGAUACGGAAAGACCGCAGAGGAGGGAGAAUGUUGAAGCACAAGCGCCAGAGAGAGGAUGGGGAGGGCAGGAACGAAGCGGAGCCCUCUGGAGACAGGAGAUCUGCCAACCUUUGGCCGAGCCCACUCUUGAUUAAACACACUAAGAAGAACAGCCCCGUCUUGUCCCUGACAGCCGAUCAGAUGAUCAGUGCCUUGCUGGAGGCUGAGCCCCCCAUAAUCUAUUCCGAGUACGAUCCUACCAGACCCUUCAGUGAGGCUUCAAUGAUGGGCUUGCUGACCAGCCUUGCAGACAGGGAGCUGGUCCACAUGAUCAACUGGGCAAAGAGGGUGCCAGGAUUUGUGGAUUUGACCCUCCAUGAUCAGGUCCACCUUCUGGAAUGUGCCUGGCUAGAGAUUCUCAUGAUUGGUCUUGUCUGGCGCUCCAUGGAGCACCCAGGGAAGCUCCUGUUUGCUCCUAACUUGCUCCUGGACAGGAACCAGGGAAAAUGUGUUGAGGGCAUGGUGGAGAUCUUUGACAUGUUGCUGGCUACAUCGUCUCGGUUCCGUAUGAUGAAUCUCCAGGGAGAGGAGUUUGUGUGCCUCAAAUCCAUCAUUUUGCUUAAUUCUGGAGUGUACACAUUUCUGUCCAGCACCCUGAAGUCUCUGGAAGAGAAGGACCAUAUCCACCGUGUCCUGGACAAGAUCACAGACACCUUGAUCCAUCUGAUGGCCAAAGCGGGCCUGACUCUGCAGCAACAGCACCGGCGUCUGGCCCAGCUCCUCCUCAUCCUCUCUCACAUCAGGCACAUGAGUAACAAAGGCAUGGAGCAUCUGUACAGCAUGAAGUGCAAGAAUGUGGUGCCUCUCUAUGACCUGCUGCUGGAGAUGCUGGACGCCCACCGCCUGCACGCCCCAGCCAAUUUCGGGAGCGCACCCACGGAGGACGUGAACCAGAGCCAGCUGGCCACCGCCGGCUCAACUUCAUCACAUUCCUUGCAAACGUAUUACAUCACGGGGGAGGCAGAGAAUUUCCCCACCACAAUCUGAGAGCUCCGCGGCUCCCCCAGGGCUCUGAGAAUCCCUGUCGCACUUUAUCCACAUCGUGCAUCACUCUAGCCGACUUCUGCCCCUGCACACACUCUGGCAUGCACCCAGCGCUGGCUUUCUAAUAUGGGUGGCCAUUCAUUUGCUUGCUCAGUUCUAAGUGGCACACCUUCUUUUGGGAACAGCCAAAGGGAUUAUUCCAGGGCUACUUUCUUUGUUAACAGCUCUCUCUCUCUCCCUUUGCUACCUUACUCAGCAUGAGGAUUCCCUUAGCGUUUCAUGACUGAGCUCCGUCUGCGAGCUGGGCUCAGAUGACUGUGCACUUUAGCUACUUGUGACCCAAGGCCUGGAGAGUGGACAUUUCACCUCCGUGAAUGUGAAGCACUUUUUAAUGGAUCUUAUUGAAGCGUAAGCCACAGGAAAGAAUUGAAAGUGGCUCCUUUAAUUGCUGACUUGGAGAAAGCUAGGUCCAGGGUUCAUUAUAACAUCCUCUUGUAUUCCUAUAGUAACAUAUCAUUUUAGUAAAGUCAGACCUUAAAGCUUCUGCUCUGUUGCAUGGCUGUAGCAGAAUAUCUGGUGACUGUGCACCCACUUCCCCUAUAGGAAUACAAGAUGCACACAGGGAAGGAAGAGCCCCUAACUGUCAACACUUUGUCAACUAAAUACACUGCACCUUCAGAUUUGCUGAAUGCUUUACCAUUAGCUUUUGAGAGCACUAGGUAUAGGUCAUGGGUUCCAAUUCUUGCUUCCCAUGGACCCAUGGAAAACAGCAAGUUGAUCCCAGUUAAGUCACCUCCACAUACACCAGUUCCUUUGUGAGAGAUAAGUUCUUGUUUUUUGGUUUUUUUUCCAUUUUAUAAAAGAAAGCCCUUACCCCCCAGAACUUGCAGUAAAUGGGCUUCAGGACCUGUUCUGGUGUGAUCUCACUCUUAUCAGCAGAGGGCGCUCUGCUCGGCUCUUCCUGGUGUGUAACUUACAAGGUGAAUUAGGGGUAGUGCCCAGGCUAUGACCAAGGGCAGUUUAAAUGAGCAGGCACCCUGGUGACACUUUUAGCCCUGGAGCAGUGGGCUUAAUAGUAAACGUGCAUGAUUCUUGCAGGUACUAGAGACCAAAGAGGAAAGCAGGGCAGAAACUGGAUAAAACUGUGAGGCUCGGGGUGGCCCUACCACAGGCUGCAGCCACUUAGGAGUGCUACUGGCAGACCCCAUACUGCACUGCGGGGCUGCCCUGGGGUCCAUGGGGCAGUCCUUCUCUUCCUCAUUUCCCCGCAUGGCCCAGGUUGGAGGCACACUCUGGGCCAGGACUGGAGCGCUCUGAACUCAGGCUGCCUGGGGCCUGGUCAGACCACACCUGCCCUUGGUUGUUUAGAGCUCAUCCAAAAAUCAGGGUUUGGCCUUGAGGGAAAAACAAACAAACAAACUUCCCUAGAGUCUAUUUCAUUAACCUUCAUGAGCCAGGAGGGCAAGACCAGAAUUGGGCCAUAGGAAUCCUUAAACCUAUAGGCUAAACAAGAGAGGCCUGCUCCAGCCACAGGGCAGAUUUCCCUGGGUCUUUGCUUCUCUAAAGCAAUUAUGGAUUAUUUCCCCUUUUCAGCUAAAAAGAAAGUUUGGUUUCCUCUGGUGACCGCAUCGUCUGUUAACUCAAACCCCAGUGAUAGGCAAUGCGUUAGCCAACAACCCAGCCAAACUUCUAGGGCUUCUCUUGGGAUGCCUGUUUCAAAAGUGGAUUUCAUCCAUUUCCAAUGACCCAAUCAGUGAUCACCAAAGGACUGGGAACCUGGGAGGGCCAAGAAAAAAAAACAGUUGUUUUCACAAGUGCAUCUAAAUUGGGGGGCAAUUUUAUGUAUCAGUAUCUGCAGUAAGAAUGUUUAGAACAUAAUUCUUCUGUUGUUUUUGUUUAAGAAGCACCUUAUAUAGUAUAAUAUAUAUUUUUUUGAAAUUGCAAUGCUUGUUUGUCAGACAAUUGAAUGUAGUAAUUCUGUUCUGGAUUUAAUUUGACUGGGUUAACAUUCAAAACCAAGGAAAAAUGUUUACUUUUUUUGUAUUACUACCUUGUGAUGUAGUCAUUGAUGCCUAAGGCCUGGUGAUUAUUCAUUUAAAUGAAGAUCACAUUUCAUAUCAACUUUUAUAUCCACAGUAGACAAAAUAGCACUAAUCCAGAUGCCUAUUGUUGGAUCCUGAAUGAUAGACAAUCAUAUGUAGCAGAGAUUAUGCCUGAAAAGGAAAAUUAUUCAGGGCAGCUAAUUUUGCUUUACCAAAAUAUAAGUAGUAAUAUUUUUGGACAGUAGUGAAUGGGUCAGUGGGUUCUUUUUAAUGUUUAUACUUAGAUUUUCUUUUAAAAAAAAUAAAAACAACAAAAAAAAUUCUAGGACUAUAGGUGAUGUAAUACCAGCUAAAUCCAAACAAUAAUCCAGUGAAGGGUUUUACAUUAUUCAUCUGAGAUGUUUGUAUUCAUGUUAAGCUACUACUACGUUUGAAAUGGGGCAGAGAACACCAGAUGGUUGGUAUGUU